Bemisia tabaci is the source of this 2116-nucleotide messenger RNA. RefSeq lists its product as uncharacterized. NCBI's taxonomy places the organism in Eukaryota, Metazoa, Arthropoda, Insecta, Hemiptera, Aleyrodidae. The record is from RefSeq and is a predicted model, not a curated record.
AAUUAGGGUAAGGUUGGAGCUUUCAGCGCUUGCAUGCCAACUUAAUGUGCUUUCAGUAAUUCAAACAUUUCAAUCAUUAUCUUUGAGGAUCUUUUAUCAAACCAUGUGAUUGAAUUUCAACUUUUUCGAUCUCGUUCUCGUUUCCUUUUCCUGAUGAAGUUUUCUUUGUGAUCGUGUAGUGAGCGUUAUCACUGUGUGACAUAUCGUAGUUUGGCUUAUAAAAAGAACAAUACACUUUCCUUGGAAAUGCCGAAUAACGUUUCCAAAAGAAAUUCACGGUCUGGCAAAUCGAAAACGGGGCAGUAUUCCUAUUCUCAAUCCACUUUACCAGUCCCUGGAUCCGUCAAAAAUUUUUUUGAAGUUAGUGGUCAUGCUUUCAUCGAGUUAUCAACAAAUCAGAGACUCAGUAAAAUCAAUAAAUCACUGAAGCUACCAGUCUUAAACGCUGCCAGUAUUUCAAGAACGCAGACAUUUCUUGGAGCUGCUACCAUCAAGUCAUCUGUCUCAACUUGUCAAACCGAACGAAGAGAAUUAGUCGACAAUAACAGCGUUAAAUCAGAGACCAACUCUCAACCAUCUUUUAUUCGUAGUUUGUCAGCAUCUGAGUCGGAAUCCUGGUCUGAUGACUUAGAAAAUGAAGCGACUGCUCACUUACUUGCCAAUUUGACACAUAUAGACGAUAUGUUGUAUUGCACUUCACCAGUUACGAGUAACCAAGAAUUAUUUCACGAGAUCAAGCUAUGGCAAAGCCGUUUUCCUUUUUUAAGGGUGGUUGGCAAAAAAGUGAAGAUACUGGAUAACAGUACCAAUAUCAACCAAGAAACCAGUAGAGAGAAAGAAGAAGUCAUUUUCAAUGACACUAAUCUCACCAGUACUGACCUUGAACCAGUAACAUCCAACUCAGGGAAUAUUGUACACCUGAAAAAGCAACUCAGAAGGUCCGUAAUCGACCAUCUGACAACUCACUUCAUUUAUGCCAUGAAAGAUGAAAUUAUUCAGUGUUCGAAACAUAAAAUUUGUAAACCAGCAUCAAAAGUAAAUAAAGCUCCAACCUGCCGUGUUGAUAAAAUUUCUGACAUUAAUGACAAUAAUCUGCGAGUACAUGAUUUGGAUAAUAUUUUGAAUAUUUCACCAAUAUCACUCAAGGCAACAGGGCCAAAAUCAAAUUACUUGUCAUCGUUUUCAACCAAUAGAGUGAGAAAUAUACAGGCAAAAUCCUCUGUUAGUCAACCAAUCCAUCUUCGCAUUGAGCAGAGAACAUCGACCAAAAUCACUCAACAACCUUUCAGAAAUGCAACCGAUAAUGUGAAAAUCAGUAUUGUAGCAAAUUUAAGCAAAACUUCCAAGCCUGCCAAAAAAUCUUCCGAACUGAAAUUGAGGAAGGACAACCUGAAGACCUCCAAAAAUAUCGAAUCAUCAACUUCAAAUCGAUCUCGUUUUUGUACCCUGCCACCGUUGAAAACUCCUGGACUACGCCCUACCUCAGCAAUAUACAGUAGCUUCAAAAAGCUUCCCAGCGAUUCUAGACUAACGUCAUCUUUCAUCCUUGCUCCUUCAUCACUAAUGAAUGAAUCUUCGGAAAACGAUUUAUCUUUAUGAACUGAAGAGUGUUGGAAUUGCAAACACUUUUGAGGUGUCAAUUUCAUUCAAUCAAGUCAAUUGCGUUUCAAAACGUAGUUCAAUGACAUGAACAGUUUAGAAGAUACUCACGAGAUGAAUGAAUUUACUGACAGAGGAUCAGUCCUGUCUUUAGCAAACAAUGUACUCAUUUUUGAUGAUGGUUCUCAUCGUGGAAAUGUAUCCACUCAGGAGUCAUAAUCUGCUAAAGUUGUGGUAAGAAGUUCAAUUGAAAGUUUCAUUGCCGAGUAAUGCUCUCCUCACUGAUACCAUGCUGAAACUUGAUCAGAAGUGCAGACUCGGUUCCUUCUUGUGUUUUGGAGUGGCAUGGAUUGGAAGGUUGAACGGUUAUCUAGAAGGCAAAGAAUACUGUAAGAGCUCAGGUCCACUCUUGAUUUAAGAUUUGCUUACAGGUCAAUUAGAGUAAGUCAGUAUCCUUGCCUCUGGUUUUAUGACAAUAAAUUUUAUUUGAUUCAAAUAAAAUUUCAUCCUCAGUUUA